Messenger RNA from Otolemur garnettii (small-eared galago), 4759 nucleotides. It is a transcript of the gene GRIN2B, whose product is annotated as glutamate ionotropic receptor NMDA type subunit 2B. Bases 13 to 4479 code for a protein of 1488 amino acids. The record is from RefSeq and is a predicted model, not a curated record. NCBI's taxonomy places the organism in Eukaryota, Metazoa, Chordata, Mammalia, Primates, Galagidae. Gene Ontology annotation, cellular component: NMDA selective glutamate receptor complex; plasma membrane; postsynaptic density membrane. Gene Ontology annotation, biological process: long-term synaptic potentiation; synaptic transmission, glutamatergic; monoatomic ion transport. Gene Ontology annotation, molecular function: NMDA glutamate receptor activity; transmitter-gated monoatomic ion channel activity involved in regulation of postsynaptic membrane potential. The transcript has 12 exons.
GACGAGUUGAAGAUGAAGCCCAGAACAGAGUGCUGUUCUCCCAAGUUCUGGUUGGUGUUGGCUGUGCUGGUGGUGUCUGGCAGCAGAGCUCGUUCUCAGAAGAGCCCCCCCAGCAUCGGCAUUGCUGUCAUCCUCGUGGGCACUUCCGACGAGGUGGCCAUCAAGGAUGCCCACGAGAAAGAUGACUUCCAUCAUCUCUCUGUGGUGCCCCGGGUGGAGCUGGUAGCCAUGAAUGAGACUGACCCAAAGAGCAUCAUCACCCGCAUCUGUGAUCUUAUGUCUGACCGGAAGAUCCAGGGUGUGGUGUUCGCUGACGACACAGACCAGGAAGCCAUUGCACAGAUCCUCGAUUUUAUUUCAGCCCAGACUCUCACCCCCAUCCUGGGCAUCCACGGGGGCUCCUCCAUGAUAAUGGCAGAUAAGGAUGAAUCUUCCAUGUUCUUCCAGUUUGGCCCAUCAAUUGAACAGCAAGCUUCCGUCAUGCUCAACAUUAUGGAAGAAUAUGACUGGUACAUCUUUUCUAUUGUCACCACCUACUUCCCUGGCUACCAGGACUUUGUGAACAAGAUCCGCAGCACCAUUGAGAAUAGCUUUGUAGGCUGGGAGCUGGAGGAGGUCCUCUUACUAGACAUGUCACUGGAUGAUGGAGAUUCUAAGAUCCAGAAUCAGCUCAAGAAACUUCAAAGCCCCAUCAUUCUUCUUUACUGUACUAAGGAAGAAGCCACCUACAUCUUUGAAGUGGCUAACUCAGUAGGGCUGACUGGCUAUGGCUACACAUGGAUUGUGCCCAGUCUGGUGGCAGGGGAUACAGACACAGUGCCCUCGGAGUUCCCCACUGGGCUCAUCUCUGUAUCCUACGAUGAGUGGGACUAUGGCCUCCCCGCCAGAGUGAGAGAUGGCAUCGCCAUAAUCACUACUGCUGCUUCUGACAUGCUGUCUGAACACAGCUUCAUCCCUGAGCCCAAAAGCAGUUGUUACAACACCCAUGAGAAGAGAAUCUACCAGUCCAAUAUGCUAAAUAGGUAUCUGAUCAAUGUCACUUUUGAGGGGAGAAAUCUGUCCUUCAGUGAAGAUGGCUACCAGAUGCACCCAAAACUAGUGAUAAUCCUUCUGAAUAAGGAGAGGAAAUGGGAGAGGGUGGGAAAGUGGAAAGACAAGUCCCUGCAGAUGAAAUACUAUGUGUGGCCCCGAAUGUGUCCUGAGACUGAAGAGCAAGAGGAUGAUCACCUGAGCAUUGUGACCCUGGAGGAGGCACCAUUCGUCAUUGUAGAGAGUGUGGACCCUCUGAGUGGAACAUGCAUGAGGAACACGGUCCCCUGCCAAAAACGCAUAGUGACUGAGAAUAAAACAGAUGAGGAGCCAGGUUACAUCAAAAAAUGCUGCAAAGGAUUCUGUAUUGACAUCCUUAAGAAAAUUUCUAAAUCUGUGAAGUUCACCUAUGACCUUUACCUGGUUACCAAUGGCAAGCAUGGGAAGAAGAUCAAUGGGACCUGGAAUGGGAUGAUUGGAGAGGUGGUCAUGAAGAGGGCCUACAUGGCCGUGGGGUCACUCACCAUCAAUGAGGAGCGAUCGGAGGUGGUCGACUUCUCUGUGCCCUUCAUAGAGACUGGCAUCAGUGUCAUGGUGUCACGCAGCAAUGGGACUGUCUCACCUUCUGCCUUCUUAGAGCCAUUCAGCGCGGACGUGUGGGUGAUGAUGUUUGUGAUGCUGCUCAUCGUCUCGGCCGUGGCUGUCUUUGUCUUUGAGUACUUCAGCCCUGUGGGUUACAACCGGUGCCUCGCUGAUGGCAGAGAGCCAGGUGGCCCGUCUUUCACCAUCGGCAAAGCUAUUUGGUUGCUGUGGGGCCUCGUGUUUAACAACUCCGUGCCUGUGCAGAACCCCAAGGGGACCACCUCCAAGAUCAUGGUGUCAGUGUGGGCCUUCUUUGCUGUCAUCUUCCUGGCCAGCUACACUGCCAACUUAGCUGCCUUCAUGAUCCAAGAGGAAUAUGUGGACCAGGUUUCUGGCCUGAGCGACAAAAAGUUCCAGAGACCUAAUGACUUCUCACCCCCUUUUCGCUUUGGGACUGUGCCCAAUGGCAGCACAGAGAGGAACAUUCGCAAUAACUAUGCUGAAAUGCACGCCUACAUGGGCAAGUUCAACCAGAGGGGUGUAGAUGAUGCAUUGCUCUCCCUGAAAACAGGGAAGCUGGAUGCCUUCAUCUAUGAUGCAGCAGUGCUGAACUAUAUGGCAGGCAGAGAUGAAGGCUGCAAGCUGGUGACCAUUGGCAGUGGGAAGGUCUUUGCCUCCACUGGUUAUGGCAUCGCCAUCCAGAAAGAUUCUGGGUGGAAGCGCCAGGUGGACCUGGCUAUCCUGCAGCUCUUUGGAGAUGGGGAGAUGGAAGAACUGGAAGCUCUCUGGCUCACUGGCAUUUGCCACAACGAGAAGAAUGAGGUCAUGAGCAGCCAGCUGGACAUUGACAACAUGGCAGGAGUCUUCUAUAUGUUGGGGGCGGCCAUGGCUCUCAGCCUUAUCACCUUCAUCUGUGAACACCUUUUCUACUGGCAGUUCCGGCAUUGCUUUAUGGGCGUCUGUUCUGGCAAGCCUGGCAUGGUCUUCUCCAUCAGCAGAGGUAUCUACAGCUGCAUCCAUGGUGUGGCCAUCGAGGAGCGCCAGUCGGUGAUGAACUCCCCCACCGCCACCAUGAACAACACGCACUCCAACAUCCUGCGCUUGCUGCGCACGGCCAAGAACAUGGCCAACCUGUCGGGUGUGAAUGGCUCUCCACAGAGCGCCCUGGACUUCAUCCGCCGCGAGUCCUCUGUCUACGACAUCUCGGAGCACCGCCGCAGCUUCACACAUUCCGACUGCAAGUCCUACAACAACCCGCCCUGCGAGGAAAACCUCUUCAGCGACUACAUCAGCGAGGUGGAGAGAACGUUUGGGAACCUACAGCUGAAGGACAGCAAUGUGUACCAAGAUCACUACCACCAUCAUCACCGGCCCCACAGCAUCGGCAGCACCAGCUCCAUCGACGGGCUCUACGACUGUGACAACCCGCCCUUCACCACCCAGCCCAGGUCCAUCAGCAAGAAGCCCCUGGACAUCGGCCUGCCCUCCUCCAAACACAGCCAGCUCAGCGACCUGUAUGGCAAGUUCUCCUUCAAGAGCGACCGCUACAGCGGCCAUGACGACUUGAUCCGCUCCGACGUCUCCGACAUCUCCACGCACACUGUAACCUACGGGAACAUCGAAGGCAACUCAGCCAAGAGGCGCAAGCAGCAGUACAAGGACAGCCUGAAGAAGCGGCCGGCCUCGGCCAAGUCCCGCCGGGAGUUCGACGAGAUCGAGCUGGCCUACCGCCGCCGGCCGCCCCGCUCCCCGGACCACAAGCGCUACUUCAGGGACAAGGAAGGGCUACGGGACUUCUACCUGGACCAGUUCCGCACCAAGGAGAACUCGCCGCACUGGGAGCACGUGGACCUGACGGACAUCUACAAGGAGCGCAGCGACGACUUCAAGCGCGACUCGGUCAGCGGAGGGGGGCCCUGUACCAACAGGUCCCACCUCAAACAUGGGGCUGGCGAUAAGCACAGCGUGGUCGGAGGGGUCCCCGCGCCCUGGGAGAAGAAUCUGACCAACGUGGAGUGGGAGGACCGGGCCGGGGGCAAUUUCUGCCGCAGCUGCCCCUCCAAGCUGCACAACUACUCCCCAGCUGCGGCGACCCCGGGGCAGAACUCGGGCCGGCAGGCGUGCAUCCGCUGCGAGGCCUGCAAGAAGGCUGGCAACCUGUACGACAUCAGCGAGGACAACUCCCUGCAGGAGCUGGACCAGCCUGCGGCCCCCGGCGCAGCCACGUCUAAUGCCUCCACCGCCAAGUACCCGCAGAGCCCGACUAAUUCCAAGGCCCAGAAGAAGAACCGGAAUAAGCUGCGGCGGCAGCACUCAUACGACACCUUCGUGGACCUGCAGAAGGAGGAGGCCGCCCUGGCCCCGCGCAGCGUGAGCCUGAAAGACAAGGGCCGGUUCAUGGAUGGCAGCCCCUACGCCCACAUGUUUGAGAUGCCAGCCGGCGAGAGCACCUUUGCCAACAACAAGGCCUCCGUGCCCACUGCCGGACACCACCACCACAACAACCCUGGCGGCAGCGGCGGUUACAUGCUCAGCAAGUCGCUCUACCCUGACCGGGUCACGCAAAACCCUUUCAUCCCCACUUUUGGGGAUGACCAGUGCUUGCUCCAUGGCAGCAAAUCCUACUUCUUCAGGCAGCCCACGGUGGCGGGGGCGUCGAAAGCCAGGCCGGACUUCCGGGCCCUUGUCACCAAUAAGCCGGUGGUCUCGGCCCUUCAUGGGGCUGUGCCAGGCCGUUUCCAGAAGGACAUCUGUAUAGGGAACCAGUCCAACCCCUGUGUGCCUAACAACAAAAACCCCAGGGCUUUCAAUGGCUCCAGCAAUGGGCAUGUUUAUGAGAAACUUUCUAGUAUUGAGUCUGACGUCUGAGUGAGGGAAGAGAGAGGUUAAGAUGGGUAUGGGAGGGUAAGGCUGGGUCGUGUGGCGCGCAUGACACGGAGGGUGACGGGGGUGGACUUGGUCCCAUUUGAUUCUUUCUUGUUGUUUAAUUUAUUUAUGGGAUCCUGGAGUUCGGGUUCCUACUGAGGGCAACCCCAGUGACCAGCACCAUCUCUCCCUUUCCCAGUUCUCCCCUCCUUCCCGCAUCUGUCAGCCGUCCCUCUUCCCAUGAUGCCAUGCAAUGGGCCCUCUCAGCAGGGGAGGGUGGAGC